UUAUCUAACACCAUGCUAGUUUACAGGCUGCUCCUUCGGUGCGGCGGCCAUCUUGCAGUACGAGUCUUUGAAGAGGCAGGUGCAGAUGGCCAGAGAGGAGCAGGAGGCAGAGAGACUGGGCCAGGGCUCCCAGGACAUGAGUGUGUGGCACUCCUGGUGGAGGCAGCUUCCAGAGCUGCAGAGACAGGCCAUCAUGCUGCUGUCCCUGCUGGACGACGCCUGGAGCUCCCUAACCCAGGGCCAGCGCACCGCCACUGGUAUAAUAGUGAUGAAUGCAGCAGUGUUAUGCUGUUGGAGAAUCCCCUCCCUGCAGAGAACCAUGAUCAAGUACUUCACCGCCAACCCAGCUUCCAAGACACGCUGCCUACCCAUGAUCCUCUCCUGCUUCUCUCACUACUCUGUUCUGCACCUGGCUGCCAACAUGUACGUCCUGUGGACCUUCUCCUCCACCAUCGUCAACCUGCUGGGACCCGAGCAGUUCCUCGCUGUCUACCUCUCCGCUGGUGUGGUCUCCACCAUGGUCAGCUACUCCUGUAAGGCUGCCACACAUCGCCUGCACCCGUCUUUAGGAGCGUCGGGGGCGGUGAUGGCGGUGCUGGCAGCGGUGUGUACCAAGGUACCAGAGGCCAAGCUGGGAAUCAUCCUCCUGCCUUUCAUCAGCUUCACCGCUGCCAACGCGCUGAAGGCUAUCAUUGCCAUGGAUACAGCGGGGCUGGUUCUGGGAUGGCGUGUGUUCGACCACGCGGCCCACCUGGGCGGAGCUUUGUUUGGAGUCUGGUACGUGGCCUACGGACACAAGCUGAUCUGGAGGAAGAGAGAGCCACUGGUCAAGUUCUGGCACAGCCUACGCUCCCAGGCCCCCGGAGGGGGUCGCCCGGGGGGGACGGGGCCCUAGGCUGGCCUGUGUCUGUGUGUGUGUGUGUGUUCGAGGAAUGGAAUUGUUUGUGCAUUAUAAGACUGUAUAUACACAUUUUUUUGAAAAAUGUGUGUGUGAAUACAUGUGAGAGAUGUGUGUCUCCUGUGAGAUGUUGGUAAAUUGAGUGUGUGUGUGUGUGUGUGUGUCCUGUUCUGGAGCAAAACCACAAUAAACUUCCUCAUUGACCCAAA
Hypomesus transpacificus is the source of this 1107-nucleotide messenger RNA. Its product is annotated as presenilins-associated rhomboid-like protein, mitochondrial. The record is from RefSeq and is a predicted model, not a curated record. The transcript has 8 exons. Gene Ontology annotation, molecular function: serine-type endopeptidase activity. Lineage: Eukaryota; Metazoa; Chordata; Actinopteri; Osmeriformes; Osmeridae. Bases 86 to 895 code for a protein of 269 amino acids. Gene Ontology annotation, cellular component: membrane.